Molecule: messenger RNA, 5055 nt
Organism: Leptopilina boulardi
Lineage: Eukaryota; Metazoa; Arthropoda; Insecta; Hymenoptera; Figitidae
Product: maestro heat-like repeat-containing protein family member 1
Exons: 21
Coding region: 126-4886 (1586 amino acids)
Cellular component (GO): cytoplasm
Source: RefSeq, a predicted model, not a curated record
UAUAGGUUAUGGCAACUGUCAUUGUUGCCACAAAUAAACAAUUAAUCAACAAACAACAUCGUAUUUUGACAGUCAUAAUAAUUUUAUCUUAUAAUUAAAGAAACAAGUGUUUUUAAUAUAAUAACAUGAAAGAGGACAACGAAGCAAUUGGUAUGGCAGAACUUCCAGCUGUGGUCGGCGCUUUAUUAGAUGUUUUAUUAAAUGAUAAAAAUGAAGGAGUUGAACAAUCUGUCAUUGAAUCAAUUCGACAAUUAUCAGAUGAAUAUCCUGCUAUUGUUAUUCAGGCAGCUGUUUAUUUUUGGGAACUUCAUAGAAAGAUGUCUUCGGAACAAACAAUAGCUUUAUUAAAAAUAAUAACGGAAGGCUUAAAAGAGACAGCAUUUUUAGAUGAUGAAUCAGCAUCAAAAGUUGCUAAAUUAGCUCUAGAUGAAUUGCAUGGUGAUAUGGAAGAUCAAGCCUCACAAUUACUGGUUGCAUUGAGCAAAGCAUAUUGUAAACAAGCUAUGAGUGAUGUAAUAGCCAGAUUCAGUUUAUCGGAAAUACCAAAUCAAGCUAUUGUAAAAGUAGUUGGUCUAAUAGCAAUUAAUAAUGCUCACGAUACAAUAUCAUAUAUUCGUAUUUUUUUAAAUUUAUUAAUGCCUGUGAUGCAUCGAAUACACGAUCAACAAUUAAAAAUUGCAAUAUGUUUUACUCUUGGAAAAUUUGCCGAGGCAAUAAACGAUUAUUUUAUAAAUAAUGAGGAGCCACAAAAUUCGGAAAAUGAAAUUGUUGGCGAAUUUAAAGAAAAUUCACAAAAAAAUAUGAAUCUUGAUCUUGAAAUUACAAUGAUGAAAAAUAUACUUUUUAAUACAAUGAUUGAUAGUUGGUUACGAGGGAGUCGAGAUUCUCAAAUAAUUGAAGGUGUAUUAGUUACAAUAAGUUCACUUUUACCACUUCUUCCGAAAAAUUCCAAUCAUAACGAUACUGUUAAGUUGAUUCCAAUUCUUUUAAAUCUUUGUAAAAAAUUCGCCAACAUUCGUCUGGCCAUUUCGAGAGUACUUGCGGUAAUAUUGAGCGCUGCUACAGAAGUAGACAAGGAAAAUUUACGUCAAUACUUGGAGAAUAUUCAUCAAGUAUUAUUUGAAUAUAUUUGUAUUACACCUUUCACAGUGAGUCGUGAUACACUUUUAACACAUUACGAAGUUUUGAAAUGUUUUCAUGCAAUAGUCAUUCUUUAUCCCGAAGAAGGCUUAGAUAGAAUUCUAUCAAGUUUAAAAUCUCAUUCUGUAACGAUUCGUUCACGAGCUUUGAUGGUCCUGAAACAUUUGAUAAAUGCACUUCCUGAAGAAAAUGAUACGUCAAUGCAAAGAAUUGCUUUGAGCUUGCAAGACUCUCUUGGAGAAAGUAGUGCUCAUCAAAUGGUCGGUGCAAUUGUCGCUUUAAUGGCACGUCCAAAUCUCUCACUUCUUCCAUCUCAAAGAGCUACUUACAUUCGCUUUAUGGUAACGAAUUGCGCGGCAAAAAAUGAAGAGGCACUUGCUUACGAUGAAGCUCUUCAUCUUUUAUCGAGCACUGUUGAAGGAGUGGAAACCUGGCUAUGGCCAUCGUUAAUUUCGGCUUUGUUAGAUCCCCUUUGCACUUUAUCCGCAAAUUCUGUAUUAAGAGCUCUUUCACCACUCGCUGGAAAAGUAAUACGCGAUGAAAACAUAAAUAUUGUACAAAAAGAUUUUCCAAGUAUAAAAGUAUUAAGUCGAUGUCUUGAACUUUUGGAAGAGAAAAAAAAUCGAAUUGCUGUUUUGAAUUUUUUACGAUCAGCAUCUCCUCUUUUGGGUCACAUGCUCAAGCCCAAAUGGGAUAUAAAAUUACAGGAACUCAUGGAAAUUCUCGAAGAGGAUGUAACAUCACAAUUAUCAAAUGAAAGGACAUUGAAAUGGGAGGAACGACUCGUUGAAUUUUUAGAGGAAAGUGUACAGGCCGAAGGUGAAAAUUGGAGUAAAAAUUUAGCUGAUGAAUUAGCGAGAAAAAUAACUGCACCGCAUAUUGGACCAUUAUUAGGCGCUGUUACAGCCGAUAUUAUACAUUUUAAUACAUUAAUUGCAUUUUCACGAUUACAUACUACAAAUAAUUCAGGCGAAUAUUCACGAGCUAUUGGAAUUUGUGCGAAACGUCAUUUAGAAAUUAUAUUAAAAUUAAUGGAAGAUUCUUGUAAUAUUGAAGAUUCACGUAAACAACCAGUGAAAUUAUUGGGUCUUGUUAAAGAUGUGAAAGCAUUAAUUACAGCUGAACAUGCAAAAGCUGGAUUAUUAAAAUGUUAUGCAGAAAUUAUGCGCAAAGGAAAUGCGGAAAUUUUAUUCCCUGAAAUUGAAAGACAUAUUUUACCAUGGAUUAUUCGUCAGUUACAUGAUUGUAAAGAAAUAAUGGCAAAAGAAGCGGGUUUAAUUGCCUUGGAACAAGUGGGAAAAGUAGUUCUUUCUAUGCCGCAAACUGAUUCUCCAGGACUGAAGACAAAAGCCAAUGCUCUUGCUAGUUUAUUGGCACUUCUUCAAUCACCUUCUGGUUAUCGACCAUUACAACUUUAUUCUCUCAUUCUACAAGCAAUGAUCUCUUUAUUAAAAGUACCACCAAAGUUAAAUCAAGAGGAGAAAGAAAUUCUAAUUAGCACAAUGCUGGACAAAAUGAUUGCUACUAGUUCUGAGAUUGCCACCAUGUUAUCUCCUAAAGUUACACAAAGUAUCAUAACAGAAUUGGGAACAGUUUGUGGUGAAAUUAUAACAGACUCAGCUGACAUGUUGGCGGAAGUUGUUGAAAUACUUACACCAUGGAUGCAAUCAAAAUCGACAGCCGAGCGUAAAAUGACGUUAAUUGUCCUCAGAUAUACGUUAAGAUCAUAUCAUGACUCCUUAAAAUAUACAUUCCCAGGAGGGAAAUUAGAACCAGGAAAACUUCUUGGACGUAUUUUAUCAUGGAGCGCAGAUCCUGAACCAACUUUACGAACAUUGGUGAUUGAUUGCGUUAUUUUAUCACUAAGUAUUGGUGCCCGACAUCGUUCAAUAUUGCCCGACAAUAAUUUAAAUCAAGAUCUUAAUGAGACGAAAAAAAUAAUUGUUAACGAAGAUCCUAAAUUACUUUACGAAGGUGUUAAGAAUUUAUCAGUGGUUGCUUGUGAAAGAAUAGCGAGUGGCGAAGUUGUUAGUCUUGCAGAAGGUCUAAUAGAAGGUUUACUUUUUCGUGGAGAAGGUGGUUUAGCAGCUGGAAUUGCUUUAGCGGAACUUUUUAAAAUUCGUGGCGCUGAAAUUCCUCGCUCGAGUGUUUCUUUAAUUGAUAAUAUAAUAAGCCAAAUGAGACUGAUGGAAAACGUGAGUUGUUUACGUAAUGCAGCGAUGACAAUUAAAUUUCUCAUGAAACAUCAUUCGCAAAUUGUUCUCGAGCAUUUGCUUCAUCAACCAUUGCCAUUGGAUCGAGGAACGCAGGAAUGUUGGAAAGAACUUGGAACACAUGAGGAAUUUGGCCUGCAAACCCUUGGAAUUCUUUUGGAUCGUCUGGAGAAUAAUAGUGUAUUAUCGGAUAAUACAUCGAAUUCUGGAAAAGAUCAAACGGCAACAUUUUCAUCAUUAGCAGCAAUUGUUGCUUUGGGUUAUCUUCUUCAAUCACCAAAUUCGGAAAUUUUAAUUGAACAUCAAUUGUCAAAACUUCUUGGUGUAUUAUUAAAGUACUUAUCUGGAUGGAUACACGUAGAUGCGCCUAUUUCAAUUACAAAUACAAAAUUUGGAUUUGUUCCCAAUAGAGAGUCAUCGAAAAUAAAUCCCCAUCGUGAAGUUUAUUCGGUGCUCGUUAAUGUAUUAACUGCCGUUGAUUCACAUACUGCAUCAGGUUUAUUAAACAACACAGAAUUUGAUUCAACAUCGGAAGCUGAAGAUAAUUUGGUAUCAAUAGUACAUUCAGUAAUUCGAUGUUUGUCGGAUAAAAAUGAAAUUAUGAUAAAUUUGGCACGUUCUAUUGAGAAAUUAAUGACAAGUAUAAUUCCAAUUCAAAGAGCAAUGGCUACUGCAUUUUAUGCAGAACUUGUGGGUAAAGUGAAUCAUGAUUCGAUUUGGCUUGAUGGAAUAAUUAAUACUCUACAUGAAGCGAGAGCCGAUUCUUCUCCAUUAGUUCGAAAAUUGGCUUUAAUUGGACUCACGCAUAUCUCAUAUCUUAAACCUAAACAGAUUAAUGAAUAUUUUGAUAAUACAAUGUCAGCUUUAUUGGAAGGUUUAGAGGAACCAUCGGGUGCAUCUGAUGUUAUUCUUGAAUCAUUGAAUGGACUUUCAAUUAUGUUGUCGAUAAAAAUUGGAAGACCUGUGAGUCCAAGGAUAAUACUCACAUUAAAGCCAUUUAUUGAGAAGGAAAAUUCAAAAUUAAGAUUAGCUGCCGUUAGUGCAUUAGAAGCGGCAGUUCGAAAUUGGCAAACAACAAUUGAUUCUGUUGAUGAUGAUAUAACUGAUCAACUUCUUAGUUGCAUUCCAUGUCUUGUGAUAAAACUUGAAGAUCCAAAUCUCGCUAUAAUUAUGUUUGUUCGAGAAAUUUUAUGCAAUUGCGGAAAACUUCUGCAAUGCGAGCCACUUGUGCGAGUAAUAAACAUUCAUCUUGGACCAAAUGUUAAUUUAAACGUUGAAAUAUUCCUUCGUGAAUUCGUACAAUGUUUACGAAAAGAAUUACCAAAGAGAGCCGAGGAACUCAGAAAUUCUGUUGUACGUGGUUAUUCACGGUCAGAAUUCACCUCGACACGAGCAACAUCUGCAUUGAUUUUAGGAUUUUUUGGACGUCCAACACCAGAGGAUGUCCAAAGAUUGUUGCAGUUAUUGCGUGACAAUGAUUCUCAUGUGAGAAGUCGAGCUGCUCAAGCUUUGGCACUUUGUUUUACAAUUUGAUUAAUUGACUAUAUAUAUUUUUUUAAAAAAAUACAACUCAGUGAUUUUUUUUUAAAGUAAAACUAGAAUUAAUCAAUUUUAUCAACAAAAAAAAUUUAUUUUAUUAAUUAUAGUAUAUAUAUAUCAUAAUAUAUAUAAAACUGUUGAUCAUACAACAUAUAUAUAUAUA